AUGACAGAAGUCCGGAAUCCAGAAGCCGGUCCGGAGCUGGCGCCAGAAUUAGAGCCAGAACAAGCUGGAGAACAACCUCAACAUGCAAGUAAGUGUAAUAUAAUUGGAAUCGUUUAUAUUCAUAUCUUUUUGGAAGUUAAGGUACUAAAGUUUGUAGUCAAAAUGUGCAGAAGAGUUUACAGAAUCUUUUGAAAGUAAUUUAGAUACUAAUUGAAGCGCUUUUGAGUAUUAAUUUAUAUUGUUUUAGCUGAGCUAGUUGAAGGCGAUGAACAACUUUUGGAAUUGCAAGAUAAUGACACGGUAAGCGUUGGUUUUUUUUUGUGGUUUAUUUAGGUUCUUGAAGAUCUUACAACAAUAUUUGAGUCGAUUUCAAGAGUAUUGGAAGAAGUUAUGACCAAAACUGUCAUGUUCCACCUAACGUAAUAUAGGCUUAUCUAAAACAAUAAUUCUUUAUUAUUAGAGGUUUCAAUGCUUUUGUGAUUGUUUCACGGUAUUCUAAUGAAUAUUCUGACAAAUUUUGAAAACAUUCAAAUUACUUUUUUAAAAGUUACGAUCAAAAAAGUCAGUUUUAACCUAAAACAAGGUCAAUAUCACGAAUACUUGCCAAAAACCUCUCUGUAACUAUCCAACUUGCAGCUAGCAGACGAUGAGAUGUACGAAGAGAUAGUUGGGGAAGUGGCGUGUGGUGAGAAUGGUGAAUUCUACCUAGUAACCGACAACAACGCACCUGAUGUUGACAUAGAAGGCGUGAGCAAAAUUCAAGUCGUGGUGAACGAAGAUGGCACAGAAACUGUGAUAUUUCAAAACGAUGGAGACGUGGGCUUGUCGCAGGAUGGUCAGAAGAUGAACAACGAUCCAUACGACUACGAAAUGGAGCAUGAACAAGGUGAUGGUCACAUGUACAUGAUGAAUCAGAUGGACAGCUACAAUAAGGGCAGAAGGAACCGGGUUUAUGGUCAGGCGAGAUGUCCGGAAUGUGGGCAGACGUUUAUUAAUACGGCGAGGUUGGAGAGGCAUUUGAGUGUCCAUCAGGUAGGGAGUUAUGUUGUAGUAUAGGGUUAUAUGAACAUUGGUCUAUAUAGGUAGAAAAGUUAAAAUUCUAUUGAAAGGAAUUGAAAAAAGUUUUAUUUUUUAAACAUUCUAUAUACUUUAUGGCCACAAAUAUAAAAAAUUUGGGCCAACUGCCUUGUUUAUACGUUUUUGGACCUGUGCAGCCUGUGCAAUAAGGGCGCAGCUAGAAAAUGUUAAAAGUUGGUGUAUAUCAUGAAAGCGGAAUGAAUGACUAAAAUACGAUAUAAAAUGAUUUUUAAAAAUAAAAAUAUUUUUUUAAUAAAAAUAUAAUUUUAGGUAACAAUUUAAUUCAAAAGAAUUUAUAGCCAAGUGUAAUAUAAAAAUGACAUUUCAGAUUUUUGGCGCCUUCCUCUGCCAAUUAUGUGGAAAGACAUACAAGUACGAAUACAACCUGUUCUACCAUUGGAGAAAGACUUGUCGCGACUUGAGUGAGCUUAUCUCCGAGGACACACGCAAGUGCAUGGACGUGAACACGCUACGCGAGGUGGUCGAGAGUGUAGCCUCGAAGAAGGCGGACGUUGGGUCGAUUGAGUUUGGCAUUUCGAAUCAGCCAUUGCUGAGGAAUUUGGGUAUUAACCCACCAAUUGAGGCUAGGGCUCAUAUGUACGGCAAACGAGGAGUAAUGUGCAAAGGCUGUGGGGUUACGGUGUUGGCUGCUCAUUUACCACGCCAUUUCGCCGCACAUCGAGGUCAGGUCGAGGUGGAUCAGCCUUCGGUAAGGAGUUUGAGAAGAGGAAGAAAUAUAAUGUGGUCUAAAGGCGGUUAAAUUGAUUAAAACGGGCUAUCAGGGGGCGUAAAAAAGUUUUGUCUUUUUUUAACAUUGUUUUGUAUUGGGAAAAACGACAAAACUUUUUUUGACAGCUUAUACGCGAAAACAAACUGAAAAUAAAGUUUUGUUGUUUUUUAUUAUUGUUUUAUAUUGUGAAAGACGACAAGACUUUUUAAAACUUCAAUAAUGACCUUAGGCAUCAUAAUAACAAAUCCCUCAACUUCAGGUCGGUGGUGGCCACUUCUGCGACCUCUGUGGUCUCAUCUUCCGUCAUCGUGAGAACCUGUACAAGCAUUGGCGUGCCAACUGUUCCGAAAUCCAAGCUAAUCUGCCAGACGAGAAUGACAUCCAGAUGGACGAUACCGACCUCAAAGCCAUGGUCUGUGACAUUCUCAAGAAGACCUUCAUUGAUGGUGCCGACCCUUCUUCCAACAAUGAUAUGAAUCUUGAUCCACCCCCGAUCACUAAAACUGAAGACCGUGCCAGGGUUUUGGACUCGCUAACCGCUGAUUUGAAUGUUGACUUGAGUGGGAAUCCGAUCUCAGAUGAAAAUGUGUUGGACGAAGAAGAACAGGACUCUAAGAAUCGACUGUUCGAUCAGAAAUGGAUCGCUGAUCAUGUAGGUUGAUUUGGUUUUUUUACUUAAAAUGACUAAAAAUAGUGAUUUUGUUACCUAAAAUGAUAAGAAAUAGUAGUUUUGUUACCUAAAACAGUAAGAAAUUGCCUUUUGUUACCUAAAAUGGCAAUAAAUGGUACUUUUGUUACCUAAAAUUAUCAGAAAUAGGAUUUUUGUUACCUAAAAUGAUAAGUAAUCGUGAUUUUGUCACCUAAGAUGACAAAAAACGGUACUUUUGUUACCUAAAAUAGUAAAAAAUGGCGGUUUUGUUACCUAAAAUGAUAAGAAAUAAGGUUUUUUUACCUAAAAUUACAAAAAUUUUUGGUUUUGUUACUUCAAAUGUUUAGAAAUAGGGGUUUUGCUACCUAAAAUUACAAGAAAUGGUACUUUUGUUACCUAACAGUAUAAAAAAUUGGUUAAUAAUGUAAAAUACGUUGGACGUUAGUUUUUCAUUUUAGGGAAUUGUAUUUGCCGAUGAUCUCAGCGACACACAACUAAGGCAUCAACGAAUGUUCAACACGCUAACACAGCCCAAAUGGUCUAUCAAUGGAGAUAUGGUUCAGUGUCCGGAGUGCUUCAAGUAAGGUUUUUUGAAUUUUAAGUAACAAGGUAUUCAAAAAAUAAAAUUUUUAAAGAUUUUAGGUGACAAAUAUAGCAAAAUUGAUUUUUUUUGUAUUUUAGGUAACAAAAAAUGCUAAAAUUGAUUAUUUUGGGUAUUUAAGGUAACAAAGUAGUAAAAAAUGAACUAUUUAGGUAACAAAUGGAGCAAAAGAUUUUUUGAUAAUUUGGGUAACAAUUCACUUCUUUUCAGAACCUUCAUGAACAUGGGUCGCCUCGAGCGUCACAUGGCCGGCUACCAUGCUUCCAACGGCAGCCACCACUGUGUCCUAUGUGGUAAUCGCUUCAAAUACGACUACAACCUCCUCUACCAUUACCGUCGUAGCUGCGUCUACACGAAGGCCUUCAUCGACCGAGACGUCCGUGAACAAAUCGACGCCACUUCAUUGAGGAAACUGGUCCGAAACCUCUCCCAACGUCAACCCACCCUCCCCCAGAAUACCCAACAACAACAACCCCUCCAGACGGACUCACUGAUCCACAAGGAGAUGCUGGCUGGAAUGCAGAUGAUAACGGAGAACGUCGAGAAUCAGGAGCCAUCGGCUACGACUUCGAAACCGACCGUUCAGAGGAUUGCUCCGCAAAACUUUCAACCCCAGCGGACUGGAUUACCUCAUGGAUACAAGUGGGUCUUUUACGUUAAUUGUUAAGGGGGGGGAGGGGGUGGGAAUUUAUUGAGGUGGAGGGGGAGGUCUAGUAAGAAUAAUAAAAAAUUUUUUUUGAGGUAUGCGUAGAAGAGAGGCUAGGAGAAACUGAUUUUUUUUCGUAGGCGGGGUAAUUGUUUGUGGGGGGGGUUGGCAAAUUUUUUUUUAGAUUUUUUUAUAUUUUGUACAAAAGAGAGAUUAGACAAUUUUUUUUUCAAUUACAAAAAUUUGAUUCCAGAUGCCCCCACUGCCAAGUCGUCUUCUACGGUCGCACUGCCAUAUCACUACACAUGAGGAUGCGCCACAACGAAGAGUUCGUGGACAAAGACGUUGCGGUAGCAACGGCCGAAGAAGUGGAGAAGGAGGUAGAUGCACCCACUCAACCACUCCGCCGUACCACACGACGCACCUCACAACGUGUCAAACUCAACCUCGACGACGAGGUUCACGUCGAGGCGGCUCAACCCGAACAACCGCCCCAACUUGAGCCCGAACCCGAGUCCGAACCCCCACCACCAGUACCAACCACUGCCGGUCGUGUACUAGACGGCCAAGGUCGUGACAUCACCAAAGACGAAAUGGUACAGGAAAUGAUCGCCAGCGGCCAGCUGCAAGUUCACGACGGUGAGGACGUGAUCUUGAUGAUGGAGGACGAAGCCAUGCAGAACCUGGACUAUUACGAUCGCUAUGAUGAUUUGGGCCCAUCCACCUCACAAACCAUCCAAGUGCAACAACCAUACCCGCCCCGAGGCAGACCGAUUCGCCAAACCUACGAACAGUACGACCAUGAAGAGGUAGUACAACAUGAAGGGAGACAAUACCAUCAACGCGUGCACAUGGAACAACAACAGUUUGAGAUCAGAACGAUACAGGAGGAGGAGGAGGAUCAACAAUACAAUUCACCAUCAAUUCUGGGUAGAAGGGCGGCUAAAAGAAAGGGUAAGGGUGGGUGUGGUAAAUUAAGGAUGGGCGGGGUAAAUGACGAGUGGGCGGGGUAAAUGAGUUUUUAAUGGGAUGGCGGUACAUUUUUUUUGAUUCUGUGUAACAGGGGGUUAAAAGAAAUAUAAGGUAAGGCUGGGCGGGGUAAAUUUUUCACUUGAGGGGGUGGGGCGGGGUAAAAAUAAACAAAUUGCCGUAUUUUGGAUGAUAGAAAAAUAUAAAUCCGGGCCGGGUAAUUUUUUUUGAGGAGGGGGGGGAAGUGGGGGUAAAAUUUUUUAAAAAUUUUGAUGUGGAAAAUAAUUUUUUAUUUAAAUAUUUUUAAAAAUUUCAAACUAUAAUAAUUUCUCAAAUUUCCAGCCCCAGACUCGAAACACCUGCUGGACCCGAACAACAUGCCCGACCUCUACACCCCCACUCAAUCGCCACGCCGUAGCCUCAGGCAACGCACCGUCAGCCGCUCCAAACUGCCCGGAGAAUAA
Messenger RNA from Bursaphelenchus okinawaensis, 5136 nucleotides. Lineage: Eukaryota; Metazoa; Nematoda; Chromadorea; Rhabditida; Aphelenchoididae. The record is from the annotation of a GenBank genome assembly.